AUGGCGCGCGCCAUCGGGCUGCUGCUCCUGCUCGCCCACGUGCUGUCCAUGGCGGCGGCGGCCACCCGGUAUCCGCGCUGCAACGCCGGCGACCGCGCCGCCCUCCUCGCCGUCAGGGCGGCCUUCAACAACGCCUCCUACUUCCAGUCCUGGACGCCCGACAUCGCCUGCUGCCACUGGUACGGCGUCGACUGCGGCGGCGACGACUACGACUACGACCCCUCCGACGACGACCGCGUCCUCAGCCUCGCCAUCAUCCGCGACGACAACGUCACCGGCGCCAUACCCGCCGAAGCCAUCGCCGGCCUCACCAGCCUCCGGGGGCUCAUGUUCUUCAAGGUCCCCGGCGUCACCGGCCCCAUCCCCGAGGCGCUCGCCAACAUCCCCGGCCUCACGGACCUCACCAUCUCCCGCACCGGCGUCUCCGGCCCCGUCCCAUCCUUCAUCGGCGACAAGCUCACCGCCCUCCAGUCUCUGGUCCUCUCCUUCAACUCGCUCACCGGCGCCAUCCCGCCCAACCUCGGCAACCUCCCCAGCCUUACCUACAUCGACAUCAGCCGCAACCAGCUCGCCGGGGCCAUCCCACCGCUGCUGCUCAGCAAGGCCGGCCGGAAGAACCAGACGGCGGUGUCCCUCAAGCUCUCCCACAACAACCUGACGGGGACCAUUCCGGCGGAGUUCGGCGCCGUCAACUUCAUGGAGAUCGACCUGUCGCGCAACCAGCUGACCGGCGACGCGUCGAUGCUGUUCGGGGAGGGGAAGGAGGAGCUCGACGGCGUGUACCUGUCGCGCAACGCCCUGAGCUUCGACAUGUCGCAGCUGCAGCUGCCGCGCCAGCUGGGGUCUCUGGACGUCAGCCACAACUUCGUCUACGGCACCAUUCCGGCGAAGGCGGCGCAGCUGGAGAUGCUCAACGUCAGCUACAACCGGCUCUGCGGCGCGGUGCCCACCGGCGGCAACAUGGCCAGCUUCGACGCCUAUUGCUUCCAGCACAACAAGUGCCUCUGCGGCGCCCCGCUUGCUCCAUGCAACCAUUCACAUUAACACACGCUAUUAUAUUAGUAGUAAUCACUAAGCACUAGCAAUGUAGCAAAUCAUGCUACCAAAAAAUAAGUACUCCAAAUAAGAACCUUCAAAAACACUGCUUAGGGUUCAUGCACGCUGUUUUCUUUGAUGAAUUGAUAUACACUCGACGUCCCACGCCAUAAUAUAUAUCAGAUGAAUAACCUUUUUACACGCUCUCCAAUGUAAUACUUUGAUUAUUAAUUGGAUUGUAUAAU
Messenger RNA from Oryza brachyantha (malo sina), 1280 nucleotides. RefSeq names its product polygalacturonase inhibitor 1-like. The coding region runs from base 1 to 1044 and encodes 347 amino acids. Gene Ontology annotation, molecular function: protein binding. Lineage: Eukaryota; Viridiplantae; Streptophyta; Magnoliopsida; Poales; Poaceae. The transcript has a single exon. The record is from RefSeq and is a predicted model, not a curated record.